Molecule: messenger RNA, 2581 nt
Organism: Arabidopsis arenosa
Lineage: Eukaryota; Viridiplantae; Streptophyta; Magnoliopsida; Brassicales; Brassicaceae
Source: the annotation of a GenBank genome assembly
AAAAAAUGUUUCAGAGUGAGUGCUAAAGAGAACUUUGUGUUGACCCCUCUCUUUCCCUCCUAAUUCCUUAGGGUUCCUCGAAUUUCUUUUUCACCGAAACACAACCUUCUCUCUCUCUCUAUCUUUCUCUGUACGUUUUAUUCACUUUCCUCCACGUGGAUUUUGCAUAAAAGCAUGAAAAUUUGUUGAUGGGUUUCUCUUCUACAUCCAGAUUCUAGCUUCCAAUUCCGUAAAAAAACCCUAAUUUUUCGAAGUUACUCUGAUCUGUGUAGAAGAAUUAGGGAGUGAAGUGUCCGCAAGAGUUUGGCAAUGUCGGAUGACAUGGUGAUGCAUUUCUCCUCGAAUUCUUCCAAUCAGUCGGAUCACUCUUUGCCCGACAAAAUCGCCAAGCUUGAGGCCCGCUUGACUGGUAAGACCCCUUCCUCGGCGAAGCCACCACAACUGCAGCAGCACCAGCAGGUCUCUGUCUGGUCAUCUGCUUCUUCUACCGCUGUCAAAGUCGUGACUUCCACACCCCCUGGAUUGUCGGAAACCUCUAUCAGUGAUUCCGAUGACGAGAAUACUGGAGAUUUCCUAAUCCGAGCGAAUACCAAAAAGCGCCAGAAAGUUCAAGAGUCUAGCAACUUCAGUGUUGUUGAUCAUGUUGAGCCCCAAGAGGCAGCAUAUGAUGGAAGGAAAAAUGAUGCUGAGUCCAAGACAGGCCUUGAUGUAAGUAAGAAGAAACAAGGUCGAGGUCGGGCUUCGUCAACUGGUAGAGGGCGUGGUUCUAAAACUAAUAACGAUGUGACAAAAUCUCAGUUUUUGGUUGCACCAGUAUCAGCUGCAAGUCAACUGGAUGUCUCUGAUCAAAAGGAUUUUAGGCCUAAUGGACAGCUCAGGAAUGGUGAAUGCUCUCUCCAGGAUGAAGAAUUGACAUCUUUGCGUGCAAAAAUCGCUGUGCUGGAGGAGGAAUUGCGUAAAUCUCGACAAGAUUCUUCUGAGUAUCACCACCUUGUCAGGAAGCUUGAGAAUGAGGUAAAAGAUGUGAAAGAUCAGGAACUACAAGGGAAGCAAAAGACAACUAAAGUAAUCUCUGACCUUCUCAUAUCUGUUUCCAAAACUGAGAGACAAGAAGCAAGAACGAAAGUCAGACAUGAAUCUUUGCGAUUAGGCAGUGUUGGUGUUCUCAGGACAGGAACGAUCAUAGCUGAGACAUGGGAGGACGGACAAAUGUUGAAAGAUCUGAAUGCUCAACUUAGACAACUGCUGGAAACCAAGGAGGCUAUUGAGAGACAAAGAAAGUUUCUUAAGAAACGACAAAAUGGUGAUAAGAAUGACGGAACUGACACAGAAUCAGGAGCACAGGAGGAAGAUAUCAUCCCUGACGAGGUUUACAAGUCUCGUCUUGCUAGUAUCAAGCGGGAAGAGGAAGUAAUUUUGCGUGAGAGAGAAAGGUACACAUUGGAGAAGGGGCUGCUUAUGAGGGAGAUGAAACGCAUACGAGAUGAAGAUGGUUCUCGUUUCAACAAUUUCCCAGUUUUGAAUAGCCGAUAUGCUCUUCUAAAUCUUCUUGGUAAAGGCGGAUUUAGUGAAGUCUAUAAGGCAUAUGAUUUGGUGGACCAUAGAUAUGUUGCGUGCAAGCUUCAUGGUUUAAAUGCUCAGUGGAGUGAAGAAAAGAAGCAAAGUUACAUCCGCCAUGCCAACAGGGAAUGUGAGAUCCAUAAAAGUCUUGUGCAUCACCACAUUGUUCGGCUUUGGGAUAAAUUUCAUAUCGACAUGCAUACAUUCUGCACCGUUCUGGAAUACUGUAGUGGAAAAGACCUUGAUGCUGUUUUAAAGGCAACACCUAAUCUUCCUGAGAAAGAAGCGAGGAUUAUUAUUGUGCAAAUAGUUCAAGGCCUUGUAUAUCUGAACAAAAAGUCACAGAAGAUUAUCCACUAUGAUCUGAAGCCUGGUAAUGUUCUCUUUGAUGAGUUUGGAGUAGCAAAAGUGACUGAUUUUGGUCUAAGCAAGAUAGUGGAGGACAAUGUUGGUUCUCAAGGAAUGGAGCUUACAUCACAGGGAGCUGGAACAUACUGGUACUUGCCCCCAGAAUGCUUUGAGCUUAACAAAACUCCUAUGAUCUCAUCAAAGGUCGAUGUAUGGUCAGUUGGUGUUCUGUUUUACCAAAUGCUAUUUGGAAAGCGACCUUUUGGACAUGACCAAAGCCAAGAACGGAUACUACGAGAAGACACAAUCAUUAAAGCCAAAAAGGUUGAGUUCCCAGUAACAAGACCUGCCAUCUCAAAUGAAGCGAAGGAAUUGAUUCGACGGUGUCUAACAUAUAACCAGGCAGAUAGGCCGGAUGUUCUAACAAUGGCACAGGAUCCAUAUCUUUCCUACUCUAAGAAAUGAGAGUGUGUAGUCUUCACAAACAAACCAGAGAUACUAAAGGACCAGAUCCUAGAAUUCUUUUUGGUAUAGAUUACAAAGUUUCUGUUUUGUUUGUCUAAAUAUUUUAUCUCCUUUUAGGGUGAAUUUAAUUUGUCUGUCUUCCUUUUAUUAUGUAACAUGUUAUGUAUAUUCUUCAUGUUUUAUAAUAGAAGAAAGCUGAAAGUUGGAA